AAGCCUUUUUUUAGCUGGUUUGUCAUUAUUUGGAAAAUGACUGUUUCUGGAAGUGGUCAGCCACUGCUUAGAGUCACCAAAGCAAAGAAUGUAAGGGUUUGAUUUUCCUGCUCCUCUCCUCAGUGGCUCUGGAUUUGCUGUUGUGCUGUGUUUGUGCAGGAUUUGGUGGAGGCUUUUUGCUGAGCAGGCAGUGCAGGAAUCCACUGAGCCUCUGCUUUGUGCUCUCAGAGCUCUGCAGCUGAUGCCCCGGGAAUCAGCCAGGCUGGGAUUCAUUUCCAGUCUGGAAUCCAAAGUCAUGCUGGUGCCUGGAUACUGUGGGACAAAUAAUUUUGGAUAAAAUGUGUCAGAAAUAUCUUUAAUAGCCACGUCCAUUGGAAAAAUGCAUCAGGGUGAACUACAAUAUUACCUCAGUGGAGAGGUUUUUAGGUGGCUCCUCACCUUCCCUGCCAGCAGAAGGUGCUUGCAGAGUCUCUUGCAGCUCUGCCAGGAGCACAGGAGCUUCCAGAACCUCUUGGAACAGCUCUUGGAAGUCCAACAAUCAAACCCCUUUUGCUUUUGCCUUAAAAGCUUUUCAAGAGCUUCUCCUCGCUGCUGCUUCAUCUCUUUUCUUCUGGGAUCUUUUUUCUCCUUCCUGGCUUGCUCUGAACAAAUGGUUCUUGAUUUGAGGGGUUUGCACAGCCCUCCUUAACUUGAAGUGAUGGGAAGAGCCCGAGCUCUUGCUGGUAAAAAUAAUUACAGGGAAAACUCUGACUUCCAGGUGUGCCAAAUCCCAGCUUCCAGUGCUGGCACUGACCUUGUCCCUGCAGGAGUAAAUGGGAUGCCCUGCUGCUAAUGGAUGGGAUUGGGUUUACAAGGAGCUGCAUGGGAGCUCCUCACUUUUAUUGCCUGAGUUCUGCCAUGGCCUUCCCUCCCCAGCAUUGUUUUACUGUAUUGACUGAGGAGCAAGAUCAUAAAAGCAGCAGUUAAACCCUGGAUCCUCCUUCCCUAGAACUGAUAAGACUUUAUGGCCAUUAAUUUUCCACUUAUUUCAUUUUCCCAACUUAGUUGGGUUAAUUUCCUGUAGGUUUUCUUUCAUUCUCCCAACAACAAAAGAAAGGUUCUUUUAAAGUGAAAAUGAGCAUUGCCUUUAAUUUGUGUUCAUUAAUUUUAAAUUGACUCGAUGCUUGGAGUGUUUGAGAUCUGCCAAGUGUAUGGAUUUUCCUAUAUCCAAGGAAUCAUGGAGAAGCAUUUCUUUGGGCAGAAUAUAUUGAUUGAAAAUGUAUUAAGAUUUUAAAAAAAUUUAUUUAUGCUAUUGCCUGGCUAAAAAGUGGGAUUUGCAAAGCCUGGUACAGUUUACCCAUGAACAUUUUAUAAGGCCACUUAAGCCAUGAAAUAUUAUCUUUAUCCUUGCCCUUGGCAAGGGCAGGGAAGGGAGGAUGGAUGGGAAUUCAGGAGACGUUCACAUGCAGCAGGACUUGUGACUAUAACUGGGCAAAGGGAGAUCUCUCAAAGGCUUUAUUCUGUCAAGUGACCCAGAAAUGGGCAAGAGCACAGAAAGUGGAUUUGUCAGAGGAAAAACUAUGGGAGUAAGCUGGCAGCAAAUAUGGAAAAGGAGAAAAAACUCGGAUGCAAAAGUCUGGAUCCGAGAGAGUGCAGGAAGAAACGUGCAGGAAGGCGUUGGCAAGGUCCUGACAAAACUGGUGGUCUUUCCUUAAAUCCAGCUGAACAUCAGACUGCCAAGGAUUUCCAGUUGGGCCAGCACGGAUGGAUUUUUCCAAUUUUAAAACUCUUCCAUUGCACCGAGGCCGCUGAGUGGAAGCAAGGAGAAGCUGCUCAGGAGGCUGAUCCUGACAGAAUCCAUCCUUCCCAAACGCAGGAGCAGCAAAUCCACAGGCAGCAGGAAAUCCACGACUUGUUUAAAGAUUAUGAAAUCAAGUAUUGUUAUGUGGACAGGAAUAAAAGAACAGCAUUUGUCACGCUGCUGAACGGGGAGCAGGCCCAGAGCGCCAUCAGGAGGUUCCACCAGCACUGCCUGCGUGGCAAGGAGAUCUCCGUGCAGCUGCAGCCCACGGAUGCUCUGCUGUGCAUCACCAACCUGCCCCUUUCCCUCAGCAUCGAGGAGUUUGAGGAACUGGUGCGUGCCUAUGGCAACGUGGAGAGGUGUUUCCUGGUCUACAGCGAGCUCACCGGCCAUUCCAAGGGCUAUGGAUUCGUGGAGUACAUGAAGAAGGACUCUGCUGCCAAGGCCAGGCUGGAGCUCCUGGGCAAGCAGCUGGAGGAGAGCACUCUGUUUGCACAGUGGAUGGAUGUGAACCAGCUCACCACAAACCUCAUUCACUCCAAGUGCCUUUGUGUGGAUAAAUUACAAAAAGACUGCGCCGAUUCGAAAGAGCUGCUCCAGGCUUUCUCCCUGAAGUACAAACCUGUCUUCUGCCAGUUUGCCCAGGACGAGGAGGGCGGCAGCGGCGACUUCGCCGUGGUGGAGUACGAGAGCGCGGAGCAGGCGGAGCGCGUGCGCGGGGCCAUGGACGGCGUCACCAUCCACGGCAGGAGGCUCCAGGUGUCCUUCUGCGCCCCCGGAGCGCCGGGCAGGAGCACCCUGGCAGCCCUGAUAGCAGCACAGAGGAUGAUGAGGAACAAUAGGAAAGGCUUGCUUCCAGAGCCAAAUCCAGUGCAGAUCAUGAAAAGUUUUAAUAAUCCAGCAAUGCUGCAGAUGCUGCUGCAGCCCCAGCUGCGUGGCCACGCUGUUAAACCUGCAGUUCUUGGAGCAUCUGCAGGUUUACCUCACCUCAUAAAUUCAGCAGUUGGGCCACCUUUUUUGCAGCUGAAUAAAGUUCAUCAGAGCUCAGUUCUGGGGAGCACCUCCAGCCUGCUGCUGCAGAGCCCUGCUCACCUGCCCCUGGCCCAGCAGCAGCUCCUGAAGAUGGAGAACAUGCAGGCAAACAGUAAACCAGGUUUGCUGGGAGAGCCUCCAACAAUGCUCCUGCAGACAGUGCUGGGCAUAGGGGUGAUGCCAGCAGUGAACUCAGGCCUGGCAGCACGAGGAGAAGCUCUCAAGUCAUCUAACCCAGCUCCCAUUCCAGCAGCAGCAGCAGCAGCAGGGAUGGGCAUGCUGCCAUUCUUCCCGAAUCAGCACAUUGUUGGACAAGCUCUUCCCGGGCCCACCGCCGCCGGGGACAAGGGCGAGGCGGUGCCGGGAGCGCCGCCCUUCCCCCCGGCCGUGCCCGGCCUGGCCGCCGGGGCCCUGCGGGCUGCAGCCUGCAAAGCGGCCGGCCAGCCCAAGGGCUGCGACCCCAGCCUGCCGACUCCCUUGAAAAAACAGACUUCUCUGCUUGGGGAGCCCCCAAAAGAAAUUCGGCUGAGCACCAACCCCUACUUGAAUUUGGCAAGUGUUUUGCCUGGUAUCUGUCUGCCAGCAGCAAUUGCCAGCAAAGCCUCCAGUCCUCCACAGCAGAGCAGCCUUGCAAACAGUGUCGUGGAUGCUGCUGUGUCUCAGGGAACUGCACCACAACAUGCAAUGGAAAAUUAUUUCAGUUAUUCCCAGCAGCCUGGGGAGUACCCACAGGUGGCCCCGAAGCGCAGCUCCUCGUACCUCGUGGCGUCCCCCGAGCCCGGCCCCGCCGAGUUCCCGGCUCGCCACUCCGAGUCCUCGCUGAAGAAGAAGCGCGUGUACUGAUGCAGGACGGAGCCGCAGGAAUCCCUCUGGAUUUAUCGCUGCCUUAACUCCCACAAGGAGCUCCUGCCGCGCGGGUGAGUGUCCCCAGAGGAGCCAGCUCUGUCCCCACACGGCCAAGGACAGAGGUGACAGAGGUGGUGGCUGCUGUCACUCGGAGAGGAGGGGCAGCGUUGGCUUUGUCACCUGUGGGACGGAGCACAGGGACUUGGGGAGCUGGGGCAGCUCCAGCUGAAAGCAAUAAAAACCCAGAGGAAAGCAAGCUGAUCCUUUCUCCAGUCCUCAGCUGAGGAAGUUCAAAGAGGAAGUCUUGAUAGUAAUUAUUUUGUAUUUUUUUAACUCAGAAGAAUGUGGGGUUUUCUUUCCAGCUUUCCUUUUUCCAGGAUUAAGAGCUCUGCAUUUACAGCCUUUCAAUUUUUAAUAUUUCUCCUUAAUCCUGGAAUGGAGCGAUACCAAAUGGAGUCCCAGAGCCUCGCUGAUGUUCUCAGUAAAUGCCUGUUCAGAGGGAGGUGCUGUCCUGUGCUGCCUUGGAUACUCCCUGGGGUUUGGAGAGCUGCUCCUUGGACAGUGGAAUGACUUUGUGUUUAGGCUGAGAAUGCACAGCUUCCCAUGGAGGAAAUCAUUCCCAGUGUGAGGCAGCAUCCUCCUUCCACAGGUGUGGACAGCUCUUCCUGGGCCACCCCACUUUUUGAGUGUAUUUUCCUUUUUUUUUUAAGACUUUUUGUAUUUUUAGCUUAUUAUCAGCUCUGCCUCGAGUUGUUCUCUUCUGCCCUUGGAGCUGGAGAUCAGCAGUCCUUCCUUUUGCCCUCAGUGACAGGUCCAUGAGGAGCCAGCCCUCAUUCCAAGGCUCUGCCCCCUUGGAAUCCUGCUGCAAUUCCCUUUGGAUGGAGUUCACUGGGGCCAGGAGCCACCUCCUCCUCCCUUUUCUUUGCUAGAGAACACUGAAGCCAUUUUUCAAUACCGAUUUUUUAAAAUUAAAAGUCUUAAACUUUUGCCUUUCAAGCUUUGGGAUGUGACCAGGAUCCACAUUUUCAAAGCUUAAAAAAAUCCCAAUGAAAAUCCCUCUUCCCUCAGCUGCUGGAACUGCUCCACAAACAGGAGCCAGGAGCUUGGCUGGGAUUCUGCCUGUAUGUAUUGAUAAAUUCACUUGUAAUAUUUUGUUUCAACUGUUUGUAUAUGCAACUUUCUCAACUUGUUACACUUUUCAAUGAAAAUAAAUUGUUGGUACUUA
This is a messenger RNA of Passer domesticus (house sparrow), 4883 nucleotides long. RefSeq names its product ribonucleoprotein, PTB binding 2 (gene RAVER2). The record is from RefSeq and is a predicted model, not a curated record. The coding region runs from base 1583 to 3655 and encodes 690 amino acids. Gene Ontology annotation, cellular component: nucleus. Lineage: Eukaryota; Metazoa; Chordata; Aves; Passeriformes; Passeridae. The transcript has 14 exons. Gene Ontology annotation, molecular function: mRNA binding.